Molecule: messenger RNA, 942 nt
Organism: Epithele typhae
Lineage: Eukaryota; Fungi; Basidiomycota; Agaricomycetes; Polyporales; Epitheliaceae
Product: chromatin associated protein KTI12
Exons: 5
Coding region: 1-942 (313 amino acids)
Source: RefSeq, a predicted model, not a curated record
AUGGCCUUGGUCACAGUUUGCGGUUCCCUUCUUCGUUCCCACUUUCAGGCAAGGUUACAAGAUUCGACAUAUGAAGGCCCUCCACUGAAAAUUGUUGUCGUCUCGGACGACAACUUGAAUCUGUCUCGCGAAGUCUACGACGGUGAGCACAGUCCACAUGCCGUCAGAAAAACCGCGAGGGCAGCCCUCUUCACCGCUGUGCAGCGACAGAUGGGACAGGACACAGUCCUCAUCGUCGACUCGAUGAACUACAUCAAAGGAUUCCGCUAUCAGAUCUACUGCGCCGCCCGCGAGCACAAGUUGCGCGUCUGCACACUCUUCGUGGCCGCAACGCACGAGCAAUGCAAGCAGUGGAACGCUGCGCGCCACCCAGACGGCCCUUCAUAUUCUCCUGAGACGCAAGUACUGCGAAGGAGUCUGGAGCUUACGGUCGCUGACGCGCCCUUUAUGCACUACAGGCUCGAAAAUCUGCUCAUGCGUUUUGAAGAGCCGUCGUCGAUGGCCCGGUGGGACUCGCCGCUCUUCACCGUGCCCUGGACGGACGACGACGUCCCGGCGGACGACAUCUGGAAGGCCGUCACAGCAGGCACCGUCAACCCCCAAACGCUGCUCCCCCGCCAGGUCCCGAAAGCACCGACCGACGCGCUCCGCACGCUCGAGGCCACCGCGACGAGCAUGGUCGCCGCGAUCAUGGCGAGCAGGCCGCGGGCGGUGGCUCGGCGGGCCCGUCACGCUCCCCUGUCCGCGACGUUGCGCCCGCAGGUCGCGCUCCCGCCGCGCGCGGUGACGCUCUCGGAGCUGCAGCGGCUCAAGCGCCAGUUCGUGACGGUGCACAAGAAGGCGAUCACGCUCGGCGCGGUCGAGAAGGGCGCGGUCGACUGGAGCGAGGAGAGCGUGGCGGGCAAGUUCGCGGAGUACGUCGAGGGGAACCUGAAGCCUUAG